AUGCUCCGCCAGGCACCAGACUGGCUAGCUAGCCCUGCCUUCAACCCCGUCCGGCCAGUCAUUUGGGUCAAGCAGCAGCGAUCUGCCUCUCGGACGCUGGGGUCUGCGUGCGAGCUGUCAACCCAGGCGAAGGUGGAGAGGAGCCGAGACCUUCCCAGCCCUUGUCGGCCCCUGCACGGGAGACAACCCCAGAGGUUGCUGCAGCAGAAGCGGCUGCCUGACCCACUGCCACCAGGGAAGCUGCAGGGUGAGGGAAGUCAAGGGGGAACAAAGGCUCGGAAGGUCACGGGCACGGGUCUCACGCCCAGUGUGAGGCGCCGCCGCUGCCCCGGCCGCCGGGACUCGCGGCACAAAGGGGGCCCGGGGGCUGCGGGGAGCAGGGGCGACACCCGCCGGGGUCUCCCGGUGCAAACUUGGAGAGGCUCAGCCGCCCGCCGCCGCCGCCCGCCGCCUCCCCGCCGCGCCCGCCGGGGACCUGGACUCACCGGGGGGCGCCCGGCGCGCCAGCGGCUCGGAAGCGCGGACGGACUGACGGACGCACGGUGGACGGCGGCGGCGGGAGCAGGAACCGCCGCAGCGGGAGCGGGGCGGGCGGCGGAGGCGCUGCCGCGGCCCCGCUACGUCACAAUGCGGCCGGGCCGCCGGCGCCGCUCCCCCGGCCCCCCAACGGGCGCGCGCGGGCGGGGGCAGCCCCGGGGCGGCCGGGCGCGGAGCCGGCGCGGGGGGACACGGGGCGCACCGCCGGGGACGGGGGCGCGGCCACACCGCCCGGGCUGCCGGAGCCGCCGCGCGCCCCGCGUCCCCGCGCCCGCUCCCCCCACCCCACCGGGCCGCGCGCCCCUGCUCCGCCCGCCUGACGGCGACCCUCCCCGGCCGGCCCACGCCCCUCCCGCGCCGCCUCCCCACCCGCCCGCCGCUGUCCGCGAACCUGCGCUUCCUUCUCCACCUUUCGCUCGUUCGCCUCUGCUGCCUUUGCGUCUCCCCAGUUAG
This is a messenger RNA of Acinonyx jubatus (cheetah), 990 nucleotides long. Its product is annotated as translation initiation factor IF-2-like. The transcript is spliced from 3 exons. The record is from RefSeq and is a predicted model, not a curated record. Lineage: Eukaryota; Metazoa; Chordata; Mammalia; Carnivora; Felidae. The coding region runs from base 1 to 990 and encodes 329 amino acids.